AUGAGACUCCUGAAGUGGGUCCACGAGCUUCUCUGUUGCUGCUGCUGCUGCCCCUCUUGGUGGCAGCGGAAGACCAGGAAGUCGAAGACAGAGGAAGACUUGAGUCCAGGCCCCAUUGGAGCGGAAGUCCCUCUGGAGAGCAGAUCAGAGAGGACACCGCUCACAACGGAAGACUUCCACUUCCUGGCGGUCCUGGGGCAAGGCGGGUUUGGAAAGGUGCUGAUGAAGAACCCCGAGCUUCACUUGGGGAACGGAUUCCGGAGAGAUGAAAGGCCAUGUCUUCUUCCAGGUUCGAGCCCCCUCAGGAGGACCGCAGCCUCUUCCCACCACUUCUGA
Molecule: messenger RNA, 336 nt
Organism: Varanus komodoensis (Komodo dragon)
Lineage: Eukaryota; Metazoa; Chordata; Lepidosauria; Squamata; Varanidae
Product: serine/threonine-protein kinase N1-like
Exons: 4
Coding region: 1-336 (111 amino acids)
Source: RefSeq, a predicted model, not a curated record